This is a messenger RNA of Lactuca sativa (garden lettuce), 1008 nucleotides long. RefSeq names its product SUMO-conjugating enzyme SCE1. The record is from RefSeq and is a predicted model, not a curated record. Lineage: Eukaryota; Viridiplantae; Streptophyta; Magnoliopsida; Asterales; Asteraceae.
UCUCAAACCCUUUCAAACCCUUUCAUCUUGUUAAACACAGGGAACAGAUUCGAGCUUAUCUUCGAUAAUUGGUAAACUAGUAUUUAGUGUGGUGACUGGUGGUGUUGUUGGGGGAAGGAAUAAAUCAUAAAGGAGAAAAAAAGUCGACUGCUCAAAAGUCAGCCUUUCGUCUUCUUCGCCAUAAUAAACCCAUUUGCAGACUUCUACACCCUGCAAAUCUUUCUCACACCCACACAAUUCUAGACGCAGAUCGCGAUCGAAAUCUGUAAACCAUGUCUGGUGGUAUUGCUCGUGGUCGUCUCACCGAGGAACGAAAAGCAUGGCGAAAGAAUCACCCCCAUGGUUUUGUGGCGAAGCCUGAGACUCUCCCUGAUGGUUCAGUGAAUUUGAUGAUUUGGCAGUGUACCAUCCCCGGUAAGACAGGGACUGAUUGGGAAGGUGGAUAUUACCCUCUUACCCUUCACUUCACUGAAGAUUAUCCAAGUAAACCACCAAAGUGUAAAUUUCCACAAGGCUUCUUUCAUCCCAAUGUUUACCCCUCUGGAACUGUUUGUUUGUCCAUCCUUAAUGAAGACAGUGGUUGGAGGCCAGCAAUAACAGUAAAACAAAUCCUAGUUGGAAUUCAGGAUCUGUUGGAUUCCCCUAACCCUGCUGACCCUGCACAGACAGAUGGAUAUCAUCUCUUUAUCCAGGAUACGGUGGAGUAUAAGAGAAGAGUCCGUCAGCAAGCUAAGCAAUAUCCCCCUCUCGUUUAGAUGGAUGCAAUGGUUAAUUUGAUGUAGACCAUGUUGAUGUUGAUGUUGAUGAUGAUGAUUUUCUAUGAUGUUGGAUUAAAAACUUAUAUUUUCAUAUCUGAAAAAAAAAAGAUUAAUCGGGUGGUGAAAAAAAGAUUAAAACUUAUAUUUGUGUGAAUGGGUUUUAAGGUUUUGCUAUUGUUAACAAUGUGAAAUGAUUUGGAUCUACUUUUGGGGUGAUUGUUUGUCUAAUAAUGCAAAUGCAAUUUCUCUA